AUGUCCUUUUCAGGUCCAGAAGUCAUCAUGAAAUUCAAGAAUAAGCAUACGGAUGACUACAUUGAAAUCUUCCGCGAUUUCGAAAUAAAGAAACGACAAAUUUCUCCGACCAAACAAGAAAAGGUUACGAUCCGUAUGCCUGCUAGUCUUUCAACACUAUGCAUCGAUAUGAGAAGCAAUGAUUUGAAAAGCUUAAUCUUACAGUCGCGUUUUGGCGGAAAAGUAAAAGUCCUCAGCGAUAAAUUGAAGGUAGAUGCUGAUGUAGUUAAAGAGUUCUUCGGGCCAACUGUCCGAAACAUAAUCGAUCAUGUUGCUACUCUACUGAAGGAGCCGUCAGUCCAUGGUUGUGCUGCUAUUCUAAUGGUCGGUGGAUUCUCUGCAUCACCAAUGUUACAAGAGAGCGUGCAGGCAAAAUUUCGAAAUCUAAGAGUAAUUGUUCCUGAUGAUGCUGGCUUAGCAGUGUUGAAAGGAGCUGUCAUCUUCGGUCAUGAACCUACAGCAAUCACUGAAAGGGUCUGCAAGUAUACAUACGGAACAGGUACAACCCAUCAGUACAAUGGAACAUGCGAACAUCCUGAAGGAAAAGUCGAAAGUGAUAAAAAUGGAAACCUGCGAUGUUACAAUAUUUUUAGCAUCCAUGCCCGUUCUGGCCAGUCUGUCAAACUCAAUGAAGAACAGCCGGAACAGAUUUAUAGACCCGUAUCUGACGACCAAACAAAGAUUGGUUUCAAGAUAUAUUCAUCAUCUACAGCACAUCCGCAUUUUAUUACCGAAGAAGGAUGCAGCCUUAUUGGAGAGUUCACGAUUCCUAUUUCCGACACAAGUUUGGGAAGUAAUCAUGCGUUUGGUACGAGUUUUAUAUUUGGCGGGACAGAAAUAGUUGUGAAAGUUGAAGACAAGGCAACAGGCGAAGUAACUCUUGAAUCAGUCAAUUUUCUUGGAUGA
This is a messenger RNA of Mercenaria mercenaria, 945 nucleotides long. Its product is annotated as heat shock 70 kDa protein 12A-like. The transcript has a single exon. NCBI's taxonomy places the organism in Eukaryota, Metazoa, Mollusca, Bivalvia, Venerida, Veneridae. The coding region runs from base 1 to 945 and encodes 314 amino acids. The record is from RefSeq and is a predicted model, not a curated record.